Molecule: messenger RNA, 1407 nt
Organism: Brettanomyces nanus
Lineage: Eukaryota; Fungi; Ascomycota; Pichiomycetes; Pichiales; Pichiaceae
Exons: 2
Coding region: 1-1407 (468 amino acids)
Biological process (GO): microtubule nucleation; cytoplasmic microtubule organization; mitotic spindle organization
Cellular component (GO): cytoplasm; gamma-tubulin complex; microtubule
Molecular function (GO): structural constituent of cytoskeleton; GTP binding
Source: RefSeq, a predicted model, not a curated record
AUGCCCGGUGAAAUAAUUACGAUUCAAGCUGGCCAAUGCGGUAAUCAGGUUGGCCAACAGUUUUGGCAGCAGAUGUGUGAAGAACACAAGAUUCAGAUGGAUGGAGAACCCAAUAAGGAGAAUUUGACGUUUAAUGAUUGCCCUGGUGUUUUUUUUAGGAGCAGUAGCACUGGAAGAUAUACUCCACGUGCCAUACUUAUCGAUCUGGAGCCACGAGUGAUACAUAGUAUUAGACAGCAGACUAACGACAGAUUCUUUGAUCCCAAAGAUAUAUAUGUGGCAUCAGAAGGAGGAGGCGCCGCAAAUAGAUGGGCCGAGGGAUAUAUGAAUGCUGUCCGAAAUAAGGAGGAGAUUAUGGACAUGAUUAACAGAGAAAUUGAUAGCUGUGACAACUUUGAAGGAUUCCAACUGGUACACUCUGUUGCAGGAGGUACCGGCUCUGGAUUUGGUUCACUGCUUCUUGAAGAGCUAAGCGAUCGAUUUUCAAAGAAGUUAGUUCAAACAUACUCAGUCUUUGGCGCAUCAGAGGUUGUUGUAGAGCCAUACAAUACGGUUCUCACUCUAAAACGGUUGAUUCAAAAUUCAGAUGCCAACAUUAUUGUAGACAAUAGUUCCUUGACGAACAUAGUCUCAAAGAAUUUACGCGUUUUGAGCCCAUCCUACUCAGACACCAACAGUCUAAUUUCAAAAGUGAUGUGUGGAGCUACUAGUUCUAUCAGAUUUCCUCUUAGUAUGUGUUCCAGUCUGACAAGUAUUCUCUCCGCACUUAUCCCGACACCUGAAUUGCACUUUCUAAUUCCUAGCUUCACUCCUUUGGCAAACGUGUUUCGAGGAAACACAGCAUACGACGUUCUACUAGAAGUUUUGGACAGGAAACUUCGAAUGUGUGGUUAUAAUGAACCCAACGAAGUGUCCUUCUCAUUACUUGAGGUACUCUUUGGGUCAGAAAAUGCACUAACUAUGCAGUCGGACUCGAUUGAGAAGGCAAAAGACAAAGUAAGAGAAAGAGUGAACUUUGCACCUUGGUGCACCGCCUCUCAAGUAGUACUAUCUCAAACCAAUGAUUCACUAUCAACCGACGAGAUUGUUCACUGUUUGAUGCUAGCAAAUUCAACUGCUUCAUUACCGGUUCUUCGUAAAGUAUUGACACAAUUUGACCAGCUAAUGCGCAGAAGCGCAUUCUUGAACAACUAUGUAAACAGCGACUAUGAUACAGAAAUCGGGAGUAUCAUGGAUGAAUUUACAGAUAGCCGAGAGGUUCUUCUGGACCAGAUUGAUGAGUAUGAGCGGAGUAAAAGUAUCGAUUACAUGGAUUUAGAUAUGAACGAGCCUAGUGUCGGGAACAAUGUGGCGAACCCAGAGAAGGCGGCAAACGCAAAGAAUGCGGACGAUGUUCAAAUGGAGUAG